Penicillium soppii is the source of this 1644-nucleotide messenger RNA. Its product is annotated as putative glutamyl-tRNA(Gln) amidotransferase subunit A. Lineage: Eukaryota; Fungi; Ascomycota; Eurotiomycetes; Eurotiales; Aspergillaceae. The coding region runs from base 1 to 1644 and encodes 547 amino acids. The transcript has 7 exons. The record is from RefSeq and is a predicted model, not a curated record.
AUGACCCUCAACUGGGAACUUGAAGCUCAAAAGGGCAAAGAAAUAUUGAGUAACUCUAUUCCAAAGCAAUGGCUUCUUCCUGCCGACAAGCUGCCGCCAGCCUCACAGAAGAGCGUGAAUGAUUUUCCCCGCAAAAGCGGCUUAUUGACUGCGCGCGAGCUUACCAUUACGGAAAUGUCUGCUACAGCAUUGGUAACGGAAAUGGAAAAGGGAGAACUGACGGCAGAAGAAGUGGUGAUUGCCUUUUUGAAGAGGGCUGUUCUGGGUCAUCAACUGCUCAAUUUCGCUACCGAAUUCAUGGCUGAGGAGGCGAUUUCUCGUGCUAAAGAGUUGGAUGAAUAUUAUCGGCGCACGGGGAGAUUGGUCGGACCGUUGCAUGGUGUUCCAAUCAGUGUCAAGGAGCAUAUUUCCAUGAAAAAUCGAACAUGCAACACAGGAUAUGUGGCUUGGGUCGACAAGGUCUACACGGAAGAUGCCCUUCUCCUACAACUACUAUCCAAAGCCGGCGCAGUGUUUCAUGUCAGAACUAACCAGCCUCAGUCACUGAUGCAUCUUUGCUGCAGCAACAACAUCACAGGCACAACCGUAAACCCCCACAAUCGCACUCUAACCCCAGGCGGAUCUUCUGGGGGCGAGGGUGCCUCAAUGGGAUUCCGCUGCGCACCAUUGGGAAUCGGCACCGACAUUGGCGGAUCGAUUCGCUGCCCAGCAGCAUUCUGUGGCGCCUAUGGAUUCCGCCCUUCCUCGCUACGGAAUCCAGGUACCGGAAUCAAAGUUGCCUCGUCCGGACAGGAGACUAUCCGUGGUGUCGUUGGGCCAAUGUCUAGUAGCUCUAUGGAAGAUCUGGAGCUGUUCCAGAAAGCCGUGUUGGAUCAGGAGCCUUGGGAUGUUGAGACGUCGUUGAUGCCUUUGCCCUGGAGGAAUGUUGCUCCCACGCGGGAUAUGACUGUUGCUAUUAUGUGGGAUGAUGGCUGUGUCCGCCCUCAUCCUCCUAUCAAUCGUGCCUUGCGACAUGCCAAGGAUAAGCUGGUAGCGGCGGGAAUCAAGGUCGUGGACUGGGAACCGUAUAAGCACCAGCAUGGAUGGGAAGUUAUUUCUGCCCUCUACUACCCCGACGCAGCCCUCAGACAGCGUGAUCUCCUCGCAGAAUCAGGCGAGCCGGCACGUCCACUGACAGAAUGGGCUCUCGCAUACAGCCGAGCCAAGCCCCUCUCACAUAGUGAAACCUGGGCUCUGCAAGAGCAGCGCGAUAUUUAUCGAGAUGAAUAUCAUGCUCUGAUGAAGCGUCGGGGUGUUGACUUCAUUCUCUCACCGACAUAUCCCGGCGUGGCAGCUGUGAUGGGAGAGUCACAGUAUUGGAACUAUACCGCGGUCUGGAACAUCGUAGAUCUACCUUCUGCUGUAUUUCCGUCUGGGCUCACCGUCGAUUCCAGAUUGGAUGUUUUGACGGAGCAGGAUAAGGGGUAUGUUCCGCGAGAUGAAGUUGAUGAGAGAGAGUGGCGUAAGUAUCAGGGCCCCGAGCGGUAUGAGGGUGCGCCGGUUGGAUUGCAGAUUUCUGGGAGACGAUUCAAAGAUGAAGAGACUUUGGCGGCGGCUAAGGUUGUUGAAGAGAUCAUUAGUGGAAAGGAUGAUUCAAAGUUGUAA